AAGAAAGGUUAACGCUUAAACAAUAAAUGAAUAUACUGCAAUUUACCUACUUAAACCUUAAUGUGCUCUGUGAUUAAACCGAACUGUCGAUUCGAGUGACGACUGACGACUUGUCGGUGACGAAAACGAAAAACACAUUGAUUUCAAAAGUCAUACAUUACGGAAACAUAUUUUUCGAACAACUAACAUUGUUUUAGUAAUUGUAGUGUCGUUUUAUGACAGGAUUUGAACGCAGUUUAUUCGUGAAGUGUUACUGUUAUUAAAAUAUUUUUUCGCCUUUGUAAAUACGCAAUUAAUCAUGUCUAGUGAGGACAAAGCAGUUUUUAGUCGGCAAGCAUCAGAUGGAGGUAGUACGAGAGCAUUACAGUCUCCAGAUGAUGAGAAUGUCAAGUCGUGCUGGGUCUGUUUCGCCACGGAGGCGGAUGACAGACUCGCAGCCUGGGUUCAGCCGUGCAAAUGUAUUGGAACUACGAAAUGGGUUCAUCAAGGUUGCCUUCAGCGGUGGGUAGAUGAGAAACAGCGAGGAAAUAUAAGCAGGAAAGUGUUGUGUCCGCAGUGUAAAGCAGAAUAUAUUGUUGUAUUCCCUUCAAUGGGUGGAUUUGUGGCUCUUUUGGACGCCCUUGAGGAGAUCACACAUAAAAUAAGUCCAUUCAUAGCUGGAGGUGUUUUACUGGGCUCAAUAUACUGGAUAGCAAUUACAUAUGGUGCGGUUACUGUGAUGCAGGUGGUAGGUCACAGAGAAGGUCUAGAAAUGAUGGAGUCAGCUGACCCUCUGGUGCUGCUGGUGCUACUACCAACUAUACCAGUCACGCUGAUAAGCGCUAAGAUGUACAACUGGGAGGAUUCUGUGCUUCUCUUUUUGAGGAAGUAUUGUGCAAAGAUUCCUGCCCUCGCGUAUAUCCUGCCGUUUGGAAACGUGGAAGGCGACAGAGGAGCCAUAGUAUCAGGUCAGCACAAUAACACAAAUCAAAAUGGAAACUCACAUUUGUCUCCAACAAGAAUAUUUUGUUCCGCUUUACUGCUACCAACCAUUUCCACAAUAAUUGGUAAAAUGUUUUUCCGUUCUGUACAGAAUAACUUACACAGAACCAUUCUAGGUGGUCUUACAUAUAUAACAAUUAAAGGAGCAUUAAAAAUAUACCACAAGCAGAUGCUAUACAUUAGACAUUCUAGUAGAAAAAUUCUAGAUUAUACAGAAUCAAAUUUGAAAUUGUAUAGAAGCGCUAUGGCGUCUAGUGCUAAUGACGCCGUAUCCAGCACGAAUGAUUCCGAACAAGUUAUUUAAAAUUAUAUAAAAAUAUAUAUAUACUUAUACCGUUAUUAUGAUAUAACGGUCGUACUUUCAGUACAUCGGAUGUGAUAAAAUACUAAUUGACUGCUUUAUUAACUUUUUUAUUUAAUUUUGUUUAUAAGAUCACUCACCCAAUUGUCGAGUUUUUACAUACGCUAGAUAAAAAAAAAUGUUCUUUGUUUUG
This is a messenger RNA of Melitaea cinxia (Glanville fritillary), 1475 nucleotides long. Its product is annotated as E3 ubiquitin-protein ligase MARCHF5. The record is from RefSeq and is a predicted model, not a curated record. The transcript has 4 exons. Lineage: Eukaryota; Metazoa; Arthropoda; Insecta; Lepidoptera; Nymphalidae. Gene Ontology annotation, molecular function: zinc ion binding. Bases 299 to 1285 code for a protein of 328 amino acids.